Molecule: messenger RNA, 3513 nt
Organism: Leopardus geoffroyi (Geoffroy's cat)
Lineage: Eukaryota; Metazoa; Chordata; Mammalia; Carnivora; Felidae
Gene: COL10A1
Product: collagen type X alpha 1 chain
Exons: 3
Coding region: 449-2473 (674 amino acids)
Molecular function (GO): protein binding
Source: RefSeq, a predicted model, not a curated record
UAUCAUUUAGAUUUAUUAAUGAAAACUACGGAAGGGUUUGUUUUUUGAGCCAUCCCAAUGCAAAUGUUCAUGGUGUCAUUUCAUUCUUGCAUUAAUACAAAUGUCCCAAUUCCCAUCCAUGUGUCAAAAAUCACUGACGGCUGGAAAACAACAGAAAUUUAUUCUCUCCUGGAAAUGAAUCAGAAGGCAGACCAUCAUUCGGUAGCCAGCAUAUGAUUCAGCAGAGCUUUGUCUAAAAAGUAUAAAGUUCAAAAACAACCCCCAAAAGGCUCUGGAAGUAGUGGACUGUUUUCACCCUUCCUGGAAUUACUACUGACAGCAUCUAUGAACUUCUGCCUGUGUGCGUAACUGAAGAAUACACCGGGAUGACAAAGUAGUGACUUUUAAAGAGCAGCCAGCAACAAGCACUUAGGGACCCUUUCAGCAAAUACAGAAUCCAUCUGAGAACAUGCUGCCACAAACAGCCCUUUUGCUGCUACUGUCCUUGAACCUGGUUCAUGGAGGAUUUUAUGCUGAGCGAUACCAAACACCUACAGGCAUAAAAGGCCCACUACCCAACACUAAGACACAGUUCUUCAUUCCCUAUGCCAUAAAGAGUAAAGGUGUAUCAGUAAGAGGAGAGCAAGGUAUCCCUGGUCCCCCAGGCCCUGUGGGACCUCGAGGGCACCCAGGUCCAUCUGGACCACCAGGAAAACCAGGCUAUGGAAGUCCUGGACCCCAAGGAGAGCCAGGAUUACCAGGACCACCAGGACCAUCCACCACUGGAAAGCCAGGUUUGCCAGGACUCCCAGGAAAACCCGGGGAGAAAGGACUAUAUGGACCCAAAGGAGAUAUUGGACCACCAGGUUUACCAGGACCACGGGGCCCACCAGGGCCACCUGGAAUCCCCGGCCCAGCUGGAAUUACUGUUCCAGGAAAACCCGGACAACAAGGACCUCCAGGAGCCCCAGGACCCAGAGGCUUUCCUGGAGAAAAGGGCACACCAGGAGUCCCUGGUGUGCAUGGACAGAAAGGGGAAACAGGAUAUGGUACUCCUGGACGCCCAGGUGAGAGGGGCCUUCCAGGCCCUCAGGGUCCCAUGGGACCACCUGGCUCUCCUGGAGUAGGAAAAAGAGGUGAAAACGGGCUUCCAGGGCAGCCAGGCAUCAAAGGUGAUCGGGGCUUUCCAGGAGAGAGAGGACCAGCUGGCCCGCCAGGCCCCCAAGGUCCUCCUGGGGAACGAGGACCAGAAGGCAUUGGAAAGCCAGGAGCCCCUGGAGCCCCAGGCCAGCCAGGGAUUCCUGGGACAAAAGGUCACCCUGGGGCCCCAGGAAUAGCUGGGGUCCCCGGGGCUCCUGGCUUUGGGAAACCAGGGUUACCAGGCCUGAAGGGACAAAGAGGACCUAUUGGCCUUCCAGGGAGUCCAGGUGCCAAAGGGGAACAAGGCCCAGCAGGCCAUCCUGGGGAACCAGGUCUGACUGGACCCCCCGGAAACAUGGGACCCCAAGGACCAAAAGGCAUCCCAGGCAACCAAGGAAUUCCAGGCCCUAAAGGUGAGACAGGACCGGCUGGGCCUGCAGGACACCCUGGGGCUAAGGGAGAAAGGGGUUCCUCUGGGUUAGAUGGAAAACCAGGGUACCCGGGAGAACCAGGCACCAGUGGUCUUAAGGGAAAUCCAGGGCUCCCAGGCCCAAAAGGUGACCCUGGAGUUAAAGGACCUCCUGGUCUCCCAGGUCCUGUGGGCCCAGCAGGAGCUAAGGGAGUACCUGGACACAAUGGUGAGGCUGGUCCAAGGGGUGCCCCUGGAAUACCAGGUACCAGAGGCCCCAUUGGGCCACCAGGCAUUCCAGGAUUCCCUGGAUCUAAAGGGGAUCCAGGAACUCCAGGUCCUCCUGGCCCAGCUGGCAUUACAACUAAGGGGCUUAAUGGUCCCACUGGGCCACCAGGGCCUCCAGGUCCGAGAGGCCACACUGGAGAGCCUGGCCUCCCCGGUCCCCCAGGCCCUCCAGGCCCCCCAGGCCAGGCAGCCCCAUCCGAUGGCUUUAUAAAGGCAGGCCAAAGGCCUCUUGUUAGUGCCAACCAGGGAGUAACGGGGAUGCCUGUGUCUGCGUUCACUGUUAUUCUCUCCAAAGCUUACCCAGCUAUAGGUAUUCCCAUCCCAUUUGAUAAGAUUCUGUAUAACAGGCAACAGCAUUAUGACUCAAGAACUGGAAUCUUUACCUGUAGGAUCCCAGGAACAUACUAUUUCUCCUACCACGUGCAUGUGAAAGGGAACCAUGUUUGGGUGGGCCUGUAUAAGAACGGCACCCCUGUCAUGUACACCUAUGAUGAAUACACCAAAGGCUACCUGGAUCAGGCUUCCGGGAGUGCCAUACUCGAUCUCACAGAAAAUGACCAGGUGUGGCUCCAGCUGCCCAAUGCUGGGUCAAAUGGGCUGUACUCCUCUGAGUAUGUCCACUCCUCCUUCUCAGGGUUCUUGGUGGCACCAAUGUGAGCAUAUUCCCAACCGAGCUAACGUAAAUCUGCUUGAAAAGGCAUUCUCCAACUCCACUGCGCCCCACAAAAUGCAUAUGGAGGUAGGCAAAAAAAAAAAAAAAAUGUGACUAAUUUUAAUUUUCCAAAAUACAGAUUUGAGCUUUCAGACCAAUAAACUGUCCCCCUGACAAAGCGAGCAGCAAUGGUAAAUUAUAUGCGAAGACUCUCUUGAAUUUCUAGUCAGCAGCCUUAAGACUCUUUAAAGUUUUCUGUGAACUCCUUCAGUAUUUAAAAAUUUCACCAUGAAAGUCCUACUAGGCUAAAAAAAUAAAAUGAUCGCAAUGAAACCCUGAAAUGGGACACUAAAUUACGUUAAAUUUGAUUUCAGAAAUUCAGCAUUUGUUUUUAAAAAGAAGCCUGUUUCUAACAAUUAACAGGAGAACUUCUAGGAAACAAUCAGGAGGUAUCAUAUCUUUAUAGAACUCAAAUACUUGAAUAUUCAAAUUUCAAAGACACUGUAUACCCUGAGAUCUUUCUGAUGGUGCAUUACUCGAAGGCUUAUAUGGCCCCUUCAUCAAGAUCUAUUCAAACAUACAGGUGCAUAUAGACUUCUUACAGCUCUAAUAAAACCAAAAGAUUAUGUUAAAAUUAAUCUGAAAUGCAAGGUGCUUUAGCCAUGAACCUUUGCAAACUUUUCUGUGACUGCAGGAAAGCUUCCUAUAUACCCUUCGUAACUUGGAAAUGGGUGUCUAACCUAUUUUAUUUACUUAAUACAAGUGUGAUUAAUUUGAUUUCUUUAAUUCCAUCUUGAAUCUUACAUAAUAUGAUAUUGUGGGUUUACAGACCAUUACCAUAUGUACCCUGAGCCUCCUAUUCUAGUGAAAGUAUAACUAACGUCAAGCGUUUCACAAUCUGACUAGAAAUGAAAAGACAUUAUUUAUUUAUGCUCUGUACUGUAUUUUUAUAUUGCUGUUUAAAACUUUUAAGCUGUGCCUCACUUGUUAAAGCAUGAAAUGUUUUACCUACUCCUUAUUUACAAUGCAAUAAAAUAACAUCAAC